This is a messenger RNA of Columba livia (rock pigeon), 4722 nucleotides long. RefSeq names its product RIPOR family member 3 (gene RIPOR3). Bases 1006 to 3837 code for a protein of 943 amino acids. The transcript has 23 exons. The record is from RefSeq and is a predicted model, not a curated record. Lineage: Eukaryota; Metazoa; Chordata; Aves; Columbiformes; Columbidae.
AUUAGGGAAAGACUGAAGCUUGUAGGAGGAGGGAGCCUUAAAAGGGAUGGUGAAGAGAGAGCAGGGUAAGGGAAAAGGAGUGAGCAAUGGAUGGGGAAGAUGGGAAGGGAGCGAAUCUGGGCACAGGAGAAAAUGCCUGGGAAGAAGUGAAGGAGUAAGAGUUGAGGGGAGCAGGGGAACGGAGGAAUAAGCAGGGGGGCAGGGCCGUGUGUCCCCGGUUUGUCAUUGCCCUGCGGCGCGGUGGGGCCUGGAGUAAAACAGCUGAAGCGAGCAAGGGGGCGCCUGGGAUGCUCCGUGAUGAACAGCGGAGGGUCCGGGCCGCGACCGCAGGCUCGGCAUGUGCUGGAGCAGCGCUGCACUUUCCCAGCCCCCCUGCCAGGAUGAGGGGGGUCGGAGGGAGGGAGGGAAGGAGGCAGCGAGCGGGACGGGGCCAUCGACAUCCAGCAGCAAACAAGCGUUCCGGAGCCGCGGCUUCCUGGAAACGGAGCCCAGCUGGGUGACAGGCAGCGGCGAUAAGCGGCGGCUAUCGGGGCCCUCCCAGCUGCCCGGCCUCCCCGCGCCGCGGAACAGCGCUCCGCGCCUCGCCGCCCGCACGGCAGACAUAUGGCAGAGAACACAAUUCUCCAGAAAGCAAAAGAGGUUGACUGAUGGAAAACAGAAGAGAGCAAUCCAAGAGAAAUCCUGCCAGAGGAGGAGCAUGAACUUGAAAUUUACUGUUGAAACCAGACUUCUGCCUUGGUCUUAAGUACCACACUCAGCCAAUUGUACCUCUGAGUUCAGUGUGGCUCUGCACAGAUACGAGGAACUGCUUUUUGGACCUGACUAAGUCUGGAGUUUAAGUGUUGCUCUGGCAUCCAUACCGAUUUGGAAAUACACUGGUUGGCCUGAACUCCUUAAGCAGUGGGACAAUUACAGGUUUUUUAAAAAAUCAGAAGAUUAGAGAGCUGGUGAAUUGAAGCUGUUCUGGCUUUUACAUAAAGCCGAUAGCCUUACUGUCUGGCAAUCAUGUCGGUCAAACUCACAUUUGUCUCUCCUGGUGAUGGGGGUGGUAUCAGCAGGAGUUGUUCCUUCACUGGAUUCAGCACCGUGCAAAGCAGAAAAUUAGCAAAGUCUCUUGGCAGAAGUUCAGUGAGAUCGAGAAUGUCACUGAAACCCCCCAAGGCUUAUAACUCCCUGCAGAAGGGGGCUGUCGUCUGGGAUCCAAAGCCACUGCAGGUGAAGAAAAUUUUUGAAGCUUUGAAGAAAGGACUUAAUGAAUACUUGGAAGCACAUCAGGCUGAAUUGGAUUAUCUCUCUGGUCGACACAAAGAUACAAAAAGGAACUCUAGAUUGGCUUUCUACUAUGACUUGGAUAAGCAAAUCCGGUCUGUGGAGAGAUACAUCAGAAAACUGGAGUUCCACAUAAGCAAGGUAGAAGAACUCUAUGAAGCUUACUGUAUCCAGUGCAGACUGCGUGAUGGGGCUGCGAAUAUGAAACAUGCGUUUUCCUUGUCUCCUUCCACCAAAGCGUCCAGGGAGAGCCUUGUAGAGCUUUACAAGAACUUCCAAGAGUGCACAGAGGACAUGUGCUUUAUAGAAGGGGCAUUGGAGGUCCAUUUGGGAGAGUUUCACUUGAAAAUGAAAGGCUUGGUGGGGUUUGCACGUCUCUGCCCGGGGGACCAGUAUGAGGUGUUCGUGCGACUGGGGCGCCAGAAAUGGAGGUUGAAAGGCAAGAUUGAGACUGAUGACAGCCAAACAUGGGAUGAGGAAGAGAAGAUUUUUAUACCCAAUCUCCAUGAGAAGUUUGAAAUCAAGGUGACAGAGCUGCGAGGACUGGCCACUAUUCUAGUUGGUGUUGUGACGUGUGACAGCAUAAACUUCUUUACAACCAAGCCUCAGUCAAUUGUUGUGGAUAUAACUGAGCUGGGCACCAUCAAGCUACAGCUGGAGGUCCUCUGGAACCCCUUUGACACGGAGAACCUGUUUCUGUCACCUGGAAGCACUGCCAAGUUUUCGGUGGGUAGCAGGAAGAGCUCGCUGUACAACUGGACCCCCCCAAACACUCCCAGCUUCAGAGAGAAAUACUACCUGUCUGUUUUGCAGCAAAGGCAGAACCAAGGGGAUAUAAGUGAUGAAGCUCAGACCCCCAGCAUAUUGAGCUACUUGGCUGCCUGUGAUUUUAAUGUGCCUGGAAGGAACAAAACUCACAAUCCUGCAGAGACAAGUGAGGCAGACUCGUUCAGCAGUGAGGAUCAGAAAGGGACAGAAUCCAGAAACACAACUCCAGCUCUGGACCACAGGGCAUUGCCAUCAGUGAUUAUUAAAGAGUCUAGUGCUGAAGAACAACAGCAUCCUCUUCCAAAUCACACAACUCUAGAUAUUCUGAAGAAGACUCCAUGUGUGGAUGGAUUUCCAAAUCACCCAUCUAGUUUUCUGAAUCGUCGCAAAGGUAGCAGAGAUUCCUUCAACCAGACCAGAAAUCGCCGUCUGACAGAGCAAGAAGACAUUAGUCAGAAAAGCUCAAAUGCUGCAAAUAGCCUAAAACUAGAUGGAUGUACAAAGUCAAUUGAUAAGACUCUUCUUGAAGUGUUAAAUUUACUGAAGUUACAUGAUGUGGGGAAAGCCCAGCUGGAGAAAUUGGAAUACCAGGUUUCAUCCCUAAGGGAUAAAUUAAAGCUAAAGACGCUUCAUCACAAACAUUCAUCUAUGGAAAGCUUGAUGGUGGAGACAGUACUGGAAAGUUUUGACUUUUUAAAUGCCGACUGUAGUGCUGACGAGCUUUCGUUAUUUGGAAGCAUAAGAACAGCCAGUAUUGGCACGUACAAUGACAGCACGCUUCAGUCCCCGAGCUGUGACACAGGAACAGAAGCAAGGGAUGUAACUACUGGCGAUGACAACCUAGACACACUCUUGAUAACUCAUCUGAAGUUGUGCAAAGGUCUUUUGCAGAAACUGAGGUCACCCAAUGUAGCCCAGGUGGUCCAGGAGAGCAUUUUGGAAGAAGUAUCAGAACAGACGCGAGUCCUGGGGGAUGUCUCGGAUAUGUCUGUUGAAGAAAUUAUUCAGAAGGCUAAAAAGAAGAAGCACUAUCUGAAAAUCUGGAGCGAUCUCGCGGAGCCGGGCAGCAUCUUGCUUGCUUCAGCAGAAAGAUUCCGCCAUGCACUGAAAUACACACUGACGCUUAAAGUGAAGGAAAAAUACCCCCGUCAGUUAGAAGCAGUAUUGCAGAGGUUGCUGGAGCAGAUUGUUACCUGUGACGGGUUGCUCUCCUCUCUGUGCCUCCAAACAGAACCGGUUACUUUAUUCCAAUUUUAUAGCUACCUGGAGAAACACCGCAUUGCCAGCCUGGAGAAACACUUGGGCAAACUUGCUAAAGAAGUGAUGCUAAUUGAGGAGCUACAAUGCCCUGGACGGCUCAAGACUCUUAAAAAACUGAAAGGAAAGCGACUGAACAAACUGCAGCCCCUGCCGCAGACUUUACGGCUUCUGGGGAUUUUACAGCUCGACGACAACCACCGAGUCAGCAAAGCGGCCACGUCUGUCCUGGCCCGCGCCGCGGCCAACAGGAACCUCAGGGAGAAGGCUCUCUUUUUUUACACGGAUGUUUUAGCUGACUGUGAUUCCAGACUUCAGCAAGCUGCAUGUUUGGCCCUGAAAAAUCUCAGAGGUGUGGAGAGUAUUGAGCAGGUUGCCCACCUGUGCCAGUCCGAAGUGGAGGAAGUCAGGAACGCGGCCAGGGAAACAACGCUGUCCUUUGGUGACAAAGGACGGCAAGCCUUUGAGAAAAUGGACAGGAUUUGCUGUGAAUUAAGAGAAACUGUACAGCAAGAGGCUGAAAUUGAAAUCACAGUAUUUUAGUAGUGGAAUAUGAGGAACUGAAUUGCAUUUUCCUCACAGCCACGUAAGGGUACCUGAGGAUUUGGGUUUGUUUGUCAGAGUCUGGUUCACUUGUGCCCUGUGACAGACACGCUGUGCCCCACAGGGUACAGGUUCUUCCCAAAGGGGCAGUUUGGAGUCUACAUGAAGUAGACUGGAAUAUAUUUUCUCGCUGCCCCUCAGCACACAAUGGAAUAUCAUUGCUGGACAAAUAGAAACUGGGAUCUCUCAUGAGAGAGUAUAGAACCAGGUUGUCACUUGAGUUAAAAUCCCCAUCCCACAGUUGGAGCAGGGGCAGAUAAUUCCAGUAAGUCAACCAUGAUCUGUUUUCCUGUGAACUGUUUUAUUUACAUCAUCUGUCGCAUGCAUUAGGAAAAUCCAGCAGCAUUGCUUGGUGGUGUCUUUUCCACGUACAGUUUAGUUGCAAAGGGAAGGCUGGUUACUCCUAAGGCCAUUUUCGUCGUAAUCCCACCCGAGGGCAGGUUCAAGCAAGGCCUGGCAGGGACGCGCUCUGAGUGUCCGCCCUCGGUUCCCAGCAGGACGUGAUGUGUUGUUUCAGCCGUGCGCAGGGCUGGCUGACGUGUGCACAGCUCUGCGUACGUUGUUUUGUUUGUUGUUUUAAGGAUUUAUUCAUUUAGUCAUAGAUCAAGACUUCUCAUUAUCGUACACCCGCUGUCAGGCUCCUGACUCAAUACUUAACUUGGCGGAGCAUAGCCAUACGGGGAAGCCUGGCUUCAGGUAAAAUACUUGAAAGGGUUUGGCUUGUGUGUAUAUAUAUUUUUUUAUAUAUAUAUUACUUUUCUAUUCAGUAUUUAUUUGUUGGAUUUCAUACUGUUUUCUAAAAUUCUAAUAAAACAUUAGAGACAA